Messenger RNA from Motacilla alba alba, 3847 nucleotides. It is a transcript of the gene GYS2, whose product is annotated as glycogen synthase 2. Gene Ontology annotation, biological process: glycogen biosynthetic process. The transcript has 18 exons. The record is from RefSeq and is a predicted model, not a curated record. Gene Ontology annotation, molecular function: alpha-1,4-glucan glucosyltransferase (UDP-glucose donor) activity. Bases 280 to 2472 code for a protein of 730 amino acids. Gene Ontology annotation, cellular component: cytoplasm. NCBI's taxonomy places the organism in Eukaryota, Metazoa, Chordata, Aves, Passeriformes, Motacillidae.
CUCCCUGCUGGAGUUGGUUCAGGGCAGUGCUGACUUUACAACCCUCCAAUGUCAAUUGUUCCUGAGGUGCUGGUGGAUACUGAAUGCUGUGGUUCAGGAGCUCAAAAUCAUUUUUUACCUCCUUCUGAGAGAAGAAAAAGAAAGACCUGUGGUCCCCAAAACAAUCAAGACCUUUCUCAGCACACAGGCAGACUGCUCUAAUCAGAACUGCAGAGCACUGCUGCGGGACCUUUGCUGACUGCUGUGGCCUGUGUGGUGAGCACUCAGGGGCUGAAGAAAAUGCCACUGGUGAGAUCGCUGUCCAUGACAUCUCUGAAUGGGCUUCUUCAGUGUGAGGAUGAAGACCUGCCUGUGGAGGAAUUGUUGCUGUUUGAAAUUUCUUGGGAAGUCACCAACAAAGCCUGUGCCAAGUUACAACCUCUGACACAGAAAACAUUGGCCUCUCAGUUACAGCUCUACUCUGUCCGAGCAAGCAAAGUGGGAGGCAUUUACACUGUGAUCCAGACAAAAGCCAAAACUACGGCAGAUGAAUGGGGUGAAAACUAUUUCCUGAUUGGCCCCUAUUUUGAGCAGAAUGUGAAGACUCAGGUGGAAUUCUCUGAACCUCCAAACCCUGCAGUUAAGAAAGCAAUGGACACCAUGAAAAGCCAAGGGUGUCAGGUGUUUUUUGGAAGAUGGCUGAUAGAGGGCAGCCCUUAUGUCAUACUCUUUGAUAUAGGAUCAGCAGCUUGGAACCUGGACAGGUGGAAAGGUGAAUUUUGGGAAGUCAGCAACAUAGGGAUUCCUUUUCAUGACCGAGAAGCCAAUGAUGCUGUGAUUUUUGGAUCAUUAACAGCCUGGUUUUUGAAAGAGCUUUCCUGUCAGUUUGAUGACAAGCCCAAUAUAAUUGCCCACUUCCACGAGUGGCAGGCAGGAGUGGGUUUAAUCCUGUCUCGAUCACAGAAACUUCCCGUCGCCACAAUUUUUACUACCCAUGCGACUCUGCUUGGGAGAUACUUGUGUGCAGCCAGUAUUGACUUUUAUAACAAUCUGGACCAGUUUGACAUUGACAAGGAGGCUGGAGAGAGGCAGAUUUACCAUCGGUACUGUAUGGAGCGGGCAUCUGUGCAUUGUGCCCAUGUGUUCACCACAGUCUCCCAGAUCACAGCUACAGAAGCAGAACAUAUGCUUAAAAAAAGCCCUGAUGUUGUCACCCCAAAUGGCUUGAACAUUAAGAAAUUUUCAGCAAUGCAUGAGUUUCAGAAUUUGCAUUCCAUGUACAAGGCUAGGAUCCAAGAGUUCAUUCGAGGUCAUUUCUAUGGCCACCUUGACUUCGAUCUUGACAAGACCUUGUUUUUCUUCAUUGCUGGGAGAUAUGAGUUUUCCAACAAAGGAGCUGAUAUGUUUCUAGAAGCCUUAUCAAGAUUAAACUUUUUACUGAGGGUUCACAAGACUGAUGUUACAGUUAUCGUGUUCUUCAUCAUGCCAGCAAAGACCAACAAUUUCAAUGUGGAAACCUUGAAAGGACAAGCAGUCCGGAAGCAGCUCUGGGACACUGCACAAUCUGUGAAAGAAAAGUUUGGAAGGAAACUCUACAAUGCCUUGCUGAAAGGAGAAAUCCCAGACCUGAACAAGAUUCUUGACCGAGAUGACAUAAGCAUUAUGAAAAGAGCCAUCUUUUCAACUCAGAGACACUCUCUGCCUCCAGUGACCACCCACAACAUGAUUGAUGACAGCAGUGACCCAAUCCUCAACACCAUCCGGCGCAUUGGGCUGUUCAACAACCGCACAGACCGCGUGAAGGUGAUCCUACAUCCAGAGUUUCUUUCUUCAACUAGCCCCUUGCUGCCCUUGGACUAUGAGGAGUUUGUUAGAGGCUGCCACCUUGGUGUAUUCCCAUCAUACUAUGAACCCUGGGGCUACACUCCAGCUGAGUGUACUGUGAUGGGCAUUCCCAGUGUAACCACAAACCUCUCUGGAUUCGGCUGUUUCAUGCAGGAACAUGUUGCUGACCCAGAAGCUUAUGGGAUCUACAUUGUGGACAGGAGGUUCCGCUCACCGGAUGAGUCGUGCAACCAGCUGACACAGUUCCUGUAUGGGUUCUGCCAGCAGAACCGGCGUCAGAGGAUCAUCCAGAGGAACCGCACUGAGCGCCUCUCGGACCUCCUGGACUGGAAGUACCUGGGCAGGUAUUACAUGCAUGCCAGACACUUGGCCCUCAGCAGAACAUUCCCAGAUAAAUUUGAGAUGGAACCAAGUGCUCCACCAAAGACGGAAGGUUUCAGAUUCCCCAGACCUUCAUCGGUGCCGCCAUCACCCUCUGCCUCUCAGCAUUCCAGCCCUCACCACAGUGAAGCUGAGGAUGAAGAUGAGGAUGAGAGAUACGACGAGGAUGAGGAAGCUGAAAGGGAUAGGCAGAACAUCAAGUCCCCCUUUUCCCUUGGAGCCUUGCCACAAGGAAAAAAGAAGCAGCAUGGGGAAUACAGGAACUGAACUCGUUGCUCUCACCCUGGCAUUGCUUCCCAUCCACUCAACAGUUUCUCCUGUAGGCUUGGCAAGCUUUUGUUAAGGACAGUGUGAUGUAAUUAGGGGAACCUUAAAUGUUACUUGAGCUACACUUUUGGAAAGCCUAAUAUUAUUUCACCUUGAAAGUAGUUUAAAUGACAAUUUUUCUGUGCUCCUUUGAGGUAGAAGAGAUUUUUCAGGCUUAAUAAAACUAGAGAAUGAGACAAUCCCCUCAGGAGCUUAUACAAACUGCAGAUUUUCCUUUGUCUGUGGAAUCAUCUGUAUUAAUCAUAGUCUAGACAAAUAGCUACAUUUUGGGUAUCCCAAAGGAAUUUCUGCUUCAUUUAUGUUUCCCCUUUUCCCCUCCUAAACUAACAUGAACUUUAAACCAGAGCUCAAAAAAUUAGAGGGAAAAAAAAGUGUUACAAUGGAGAAAUAUUGAAAGAGUUUAAAAAGAUACACUGAAAAGAAAAUGGUCUUUCUUCUUCCUGAUGCUGUUUAUUGUAAGCUUACGUAACAAUUUUUAACAGCACACAGAAGUGUCUUAAUCCAGCAGUAAAACGUACUUCCUGUGGAACAGUAUAAAGUCUUAUGCAGUGGACAUUUGAAUUUUAGAAACAAAUUAAGUCAUCUUUGUGACGUCAUUUAGACCAACAAUAAACAGCAGACCAUUUAUUUUCUGAUUCCUUUGGUAUGUCUCUUUUAUUUUCAUCUUGUUGUAGAUUCUAAGUUUGUUAACAAUCUGGUUUGGGAGGAAAUUAAUGUAACUUGGCUAAAGGGAAUGACAAAAUUUCCUUGAGUGGCACCUUCCCCUGCAGACAAGAAGCCACAGACCGAUGUGACAGCAUUAAGGAUCAGUAAUUUCCAUUAGUCCAUGUUUUCUAUUUCACUUCUUCUAGAAGAGACCUAAUCCUAACAAAUAAUGCUAAAAAACUUUAAGAUGUAAUUUUGAAAAGCACUUGAGACUUCAAAGUUCUUGGGGAGUAACUGAUCCUCAUAACAAGAACUAAACAUUUCAUUUGCCUUAGAAAACUUUUAGAAGUAUUUCAGCUCCUGGAGAUGCCUGAACAGGCUCUUCAGAAGCACCUUGUCAUGAAGAGGUUAGAGAUCAAUAUCUUGUUUUUCAAGUUUGUGCAUCAAAAAUUUCUCAUGCUUCUCAAGAGAAGACAUUUCCAGAACUUUAUUCAGCCUGUCUUUCAGCAGGUAGGACAAUGUAAGCUUUGGAGGUAUUUAGCUUUCCUGUCAAUUGCAGGGGGAGCCUAGAUGUCCAACUUCGGUUAGGCUUCUACCUUUCAAACACUUAACCAAUGCUUGAUGACAUGGUUCUGACUAUAGGCCACUUAGAAUAAAAGUGACAAUGUGC